AUGGCAGAUAAUGACGAGGAUAUCACACUACCGCCAACGGAUACCUCGUUAUCGGAGGAUAUUGAAGAGGAGAAGGCGCUGGACUCGCCAGGCGGAAGCUGUUCAAGGUCGUCGAACCACGCGAGUCCGAUGCGGAACAUGAGCAGUGCGCACGGUGGACUAUACGUCUCCGCACCUGGCAAGAUCAUUCUGUUUGGCGAGCACGCUGUCGUCUAUGGCAGAACCGCGAUAGCUGGUUCAAUCGAUCUGCGUACUUACGUCAGUUUGUUCACAUCGGCCGAUGGUAGAAUCUACUUGAGUUUACCAGAUUUGGGCGUGGAAAAGACGUGGCUCCUCAAGGACCUCACAAAAGCAGCAGAUCGACUGGCUGCCGAGUAUCCGAUUGAAGAGGACCAGCCACCUUCACUUGAAAUCUUGGUGCCUAUUGCACGGAAAUUGUCGGGUUCAUGCGAAGAGCAGUGCGGUGUACAGCAUCUGGCUAUACUGGCCUUCUGGUAUCUCCUACUUGGGGUUGCCCACAGAAAAAGUUACUACGUCCACCAGAUGGCGCUUCUCGAAUCGAAUGGAACGGGAGAGUUACCUUCUUCGAAUCUUCUUGCUGUGAAGGCCACAGUUCGCUUCAAAUUACCUAGUUGUGUAGGACUGGGAUCUUCGGGUGCCUAUUGUGUAUGCAUUGCUACUGCUCUCUUACAAACGACUGGACUAAUACCCUCACCGUCGAUUGUUACCGAUGACGAUGGCAGUUUAACGUGGGAAGACCAACAUCUCGAUAUGAUUCGAAAAUGGGCCACUGCCGCCGAAUCACUCAUCCACGGACGUGCAUCUGGACUGGAUGCGGCAGUCUGCACAUACGGAGGUGUGGCUAGUUUCAAACCCGGUACACGAAUUGAACAUUUAAAGAACCUUCCGGAUCUCCGCGUGAUUUUGGUAAACUCGAAAGUCGAACGGAAUACAUCACGGAUGGUGCAAACAGUUAAAGAGAGGCUGAAAAAAUUCCCUGAUGUGGUGGAAGGAAUUUUUACGUCUAUUGAUGCAAUAUCGCGGGAAGCAGCUAAGAUUUUACAUCGAUCGCCUGAGGAGAACGGCGAGACGUUAGACAAACUGGAGAACGGUGGCCACGGUUCAACCGUACCCGAUAACGACCACCAUUCGCUGCAGCCGCAUCGUGGAGGCAGCGUGCGUUCGUCGACGUUCUCCUCGUAUGUGGCCGGCGGCAAGCGUGGCAGCUCAGCCUCAGCCGUCUCCGCAACAUCGGACAAAGGAGAACUCGUCGACACGUUCAGCAAGCUUAACGAUCUUUGCCGAAUAAACAACCAGCUGCUGAUUGGGCUUGGUGUUGGACACCCGAAAGUAGAUCAAAUAUGCACAACGUUAGCUAGAUAUGGCAUACAUCCAAAGAUGACCGGUGCUGGAGGUGGUGGAUCGGUGUUCGCAUUUCUUAAACCAGACACUCCGCAAACCUUACUGGACAUGAUCAGCGGCGAAUUGAUUAAACUCGGCUACGAAGUGUGGCAACCACCUCUAGGUGGUCCGGGAGUUGUCGAGCAUCAACGAAGGCCGGAUCUGUUCUCGACACCAACCCCGUCGACGACUUGCUCGACACCGGCGUCCAAGCAUAAGUAG
Messenger RNA from Necator americanus (New World hookworm), 1623 nucleotides. RefSeq lists its product as uncharacterized. Gene Ontology annotation, biological process: cholesterol biosynthetic process; isopentenyl diphosphate biosynthetic process, mevalonate pathway; isoprenoid biosynthetic process. The record is from RefSeq and is a predicted model, not a curated record. Gene Ontology annotation, cellular component: cytoplasm; cytosol. The coding region runs from base 1 to 1623 and encodes 540 amino acids. The transcript is spliced from 14 exons. Gene Ontology annotation, molecular function: mevalonate kinase activity; ATP binding. NCBI's taxonomy places the organism in Eukaryota, Metazoa, Nematoda, Chromadorea, Rhabditida, Ancylostomatidae.